GACUCCAGUGAGAGCAAGUUGUCAGUUUCCCCAGUUAACCCUGCACUGUGUUCAGUCUGUUUUUAAGUCUCGCUUUGGUUUGAACUGUGUUAUAAUUCGGGGGCUGAGGUUUCUGCAGUCAAGAUGGGAGUGCCGAAGUUUUACCGCUGGAUCUCGGAGCGCUAUCCGUGUCUGAGUGAAGUUGUGAAGGAACAUCAGAUUCCAGAAUUCGACAAUCUCUACCUGGACAUGAAUGGGAUCAUCCACCAGUGUUCCCACCCCAACGACGAGGACGUCCACUUCCGCAUCUCAGAGGAAAAGAUCUUCGCAGACAUCUUCCACUACCUGGAGGUGCUCUUCAGGAUCAUCAAGCCGCGCAAGGUCUUCUUCAUGGCUGUGGACGGCGUGGCGCCGAGGGCAAAAAUGAACCAGCAGAGAGGACGCAGAUUUAGGUCCGCCAAAGAAGCAGAGGAUAAGAUAAAAAAAGCUCUAGAUAAAGGAGAGGUGCUUCCCACAGAGGCUCGCUUUGAUUCCAACUGUAUCACUCCUGGCACUGACUUCAUGGCGAGACUCCAGGAGCAGCUCAAAUAUUUUGUCCACAACAAGCUCUCCACUGACAGGCUGUGGCAGGAUGUCAGCGUCUACCUGUCCGGUCAUGAGACACCAGGGGAGGGAGAACAUAAGAUCAUGGAGUUUAUUCGCUCUGAGAACGGCAAGCCGAGUCACAACCCUAACACCCGACACUGCCUAUACGGUCUAGAUGCUGAUCUGAUCAUGUUGGGUUUGACCAGCCACGAGCCAAAUUUCUCCCUGCUCAGAGAGGAGGUCCGCUUCGGAGGAAAGAAAAACCAGAAAAGGAUAACAGCUCCAGAGGAAACAACUUUCCACUUGCUACACUUGUCUCUCAUGAGGGAGUACAUUGAUUAUGAGUUCUCUGACAUCAGGAAACACAUUGGGUCUGACUAUGACUUGGAGCGAAUAAUAGACGACUGGGUUCUAAUGGGGUUCCUCGUGGGGAACGAUUUCAUCCCUCACCUUCCUCAUCUUCACAUCAACCACGACGCUCUGCCACUGCUGUAUAAGACCUACAUCAGUGUACUGCCCAGCCUGGGGGGUUAUCUGAAUGAGAAUGGCCACCUCAACCUUAGGAACUUUGAGAAAUACCUGGAGAAACUUGCUGAGUUUGACCGGGAACAUUUUAGUGACGUGUUUGUGGACCUGAAGUGGUUCGAGAGUAAAGUCGGUAACAAGUAUCUGAACGAGGCGGCGGGCCUGGCAGCAGAGAAGGAAGCUGCCAGCAAAGACACCAACAAGGAGGAUUCGUCUCUCUGUCUGGCAGCUCUGACCUUAUCAGACAGAGUGACGGAAGGAGGUAAAGGAGCAGCGGCAGAAGACGAGGAAGAAGAGGAGGAUAUGUUUGAAACGGAGUUCAGACAGUACAAACGCACAUACUAUAUGACCAAAAUGGGCGUGGAUGUUGUGUCAGAUGAGUUUCUAGCCCAGCAAGCCAAAUGUUACGUGGAAGGUAUCCAGUGGAUUCUGCACUACUAUUACCAUGGCGUCCAAUCCUGGAGCUGGUUCUACCCCUACCACUACGCUCCCUUCCUGUCCGACAUCAGGAAUAUAUCCGGGUUAAAGUUGACCUUCGAUCUCGGAAAACCCUUCAUGCCCUUCCAGCAGCUGUUAGCGGUCCUGCCUGCUGCCAGCAUGGCGCUGCUGCCAGAGAGUUACAGGCACCUGAUGACCAGUGAAAAUUCACCUAUUAUUGAGUACUACCCUCUAGACUUUAAAACAGACCUCAAUGGGAAGCAGCAGGAGUGGGAGGCUGUGGUGCUCAUUCCCUUCAUAGAUGAGAGAUGCUUGCUGGCAGCCAUGGAGCCCUGCAAUCAUAAGCUGACUAAAGAAGAGAAGGCCAGGAACUGUCACACAGAGUGCGCCGUCUACACGUACGACCCCGAAAUAGACUCCUCCUACAGCUCCAGCCUGCCUCAGUUGUUCCCCGACAUCGUCCACUGCCACGCCAGGAAAGCAAGCAUCGCCAUGGAUGCCUGGCACGUGGGGUUAGAUCACGUGGGCAGGCGCAUGGAUAAGUCGGCUCUGUACUUCUGCGGCUUCCCCACCCUGCAACACAUCAGACACAAGUUUUACAAGAAGAAGAGCGGCGUGGUCGUGUUCCAGCAGAGCAGCAGAGGGGAGAACACGAUCCUGGACAUCCUCCCCAGCCAGGAAGGAGAGCCGGUCUGUGAUGACGUUGCUGCACGAGUACUCGGCAAACCCGUGUUUGUCAACUGGCCGCAUCUAGAGGAAGCUCGUAUCAUCGCGGUGUCGGACGGAGACACAAAGUUUUCUCUAGAGGAACCGCCGGGUGUCCAAAGAAUCUAUGACAGACCCUCCACUCCCCCUCCCACCAAAGUCAACCGCCUGUCAGACAAGGAGCAGAAGGAUUGGGUGAAAGACGUCCAGGGAAUCACUGAAUAUUUCAUGAAGAGGAAAGGCAUCAUAGUGAAUGAGACAGUGGUGGUUUUGUACGGCCAGACGCUGACGGGAAGGAAAUACGUCCCCAAAGCCAACGGGGUGGUGGAGCUAGAGAAACAGUGGUCCAAACAAGUCCUUCCUUUCGCCUACCAGACUGUGGUUAAGGACAUCGAGGCCUUUUACUCGUCCCUGACCUGCUUUAAGAGCUUAGACGAGCUCUUUCCUCCAUCAACUACCGUCUUCAUGGUGGGGAACCCGUACUACGGUGCCAUUGGAGAGGUGCAGGACUCCAGUGAUGUCAUCAAAGACGGCCGGGUCCGUGUGGUCUUCAACGUGCCGCACGAGCCUCAGCUGGAGCCCUUAAUUCAGAACCAGCAUAAAUACUGUGUGAAGUACAGUCCCGGAUACGUCCUGGCAUCUCGCCUCGGCGUCACCAGCUACCUCGUCUCCCGCUUCUCGGGAAGUGUUUUCAUUGGCAGAGGAUCAAAGAGGAAUCCCUGCGGUGAGCAAAAAGCUAACGUUGGCCUGAAUCUGAAGUUCAACAAGAAGAAUGAAGAAGUUCCCGGAUACACCAAGAGAACUGAAAAAGAGUGGCUGUACUCUGCUGCUGUGGAGGAACUGCUCGCUGAAUACCUGGAUCGAUUUUCCGAGGUAUUAAACUCAGUGUCCAGAAACAGCCAUGAUGAUGUUUUCUAUGAGGAUGACAUCUGGCCUGGAGAGGACCAGAACGGGGCCGAGAAGGUGUCUGAAAUCACCUCGUGGUUGAAAAGCCACCCAGUCAGCUCCAUCAGCAGGUCGUCAUGUGACCUGCAGGUGCUGGACACGGCCAUCGUUGAGAGGAUCGAGGAGGCAGUGGAGAAAUCCAAGGUGAAGAAGAGCACGAAGAAAGUCCGUGUGACUGUCAAGCCUCACCUUUUGUUCAGGCCGUUGGAGCAGCAGCAGGGUGUGGUCCCGGACCCCGAUGGCGAGUAUCGCCUGUUUGACAGAGUCAUCAACGUGAGGGAGAGCUUCACCGUCCCUCUGGGACUCCGAGGAACCGUCAUCGGCAUUAAAGGAGCUGAGCGGGAGGCAGAGGUUCUCUAUGAGGUGCAUUUUGAUGAGGAAUUUGCUGGAGGUCUCAACAUCAGGUGCGCGUCACUCCGUGGUUACCGCCUCCCUCCCUGCGCUCUCAUCAACCUCUCCCACGGCGCCCGAGUGGAUCACACCUCCCACAAGCUCACCGCCAUCGUCAAACCUCAGCCCGCCGCGGCCGGCAACUAUAACUCCCAGCGGCAGAUGGGCGGCCUCAACCACUCACCGCGGUCACCCUUCAUACCAACACAACACAACAACAAACACAACACGGCGAAAGCAGCGUCCCAAGGCAACAGGAGCUCUCCCUCUAAGGGUCCCAUCCAGAAACAACAGGCCAAGGGUAAAGAAGAGUACAGUAAUGUGUGGCAGACUCUGCAGAACUCAGGACCUCCUACCAAACCUCCUGCUCACUGGCAAAAUAAUGCCCCAACUGGUAACAUCAGGCUAUUGAAGAAAAAUGAAGAUGCCAACUCUCUUUUACCCACACAGAACACAGCCAAUAAGAACACCACUGAGUUUGAGGACCUGAUAGCCAGUCUCAUGAUCUCCAAGGGUACCCCACCUCCUGCUGCCCCUGCACAAGCACCCACCAGCCAAUCAGACGGGCCGUUGUCUCCACAGUCCUUUGCCAUGAAGGGAACCAUGAUGCUGAAGGAGAUGCUGAAGAUUGACAGCGCUGGAACAGGAAGUCCCUCCCCCCAGGAGAUGGCCUCCUCUGCGGGUCAGCAGCAGAACAGGAGACGAUCAUCCAAAAAACUAGCUGCAAACAUGAACGUCCCACACGGAGACACAGCUUCACCAGUUCCUCCUGCGUCCUCCACCUCGGCCAACCUCCCCAACCCCAUGCUGGCCAGUAAGGUGUCAGAGCUGGCGUGUGUGUGUGUGGGGUUGGGCAUGGCACCACCCGAUUUCAGCCUCAUAAGGAACAGACAGGGUCUGGUGGUGUGUCAGGUGAAGCUGUCCAACGGGUUAAUGGUUCACGGUCCACAGUGUCAGUCAGAAAAUGAUGCCAAGGAGAAAGCUGCUUUCUUUGCCUUACAAAGACUGAACUCUGUGGGCUCAGGCUUCCCCCUCCCACCUCCUAUGUUCCCCGGGAUGGGCCAGAUACGACCUCCACCUAUCGGAGCCAUGAACCCGGUCUUCAACCAAUCAAGUGGCUUGCUGUUGCCCCCCCAGGGUUACCCCGCACCUCUAUGGGGGAUGCCUCUGCCUCCCCACCACCACCAGAACCAACCGUUCUUCGGAGCUACUGGGACCUUCCCCGGUGCUGCUCGCCCCCAACCUGCCACAUCACUGCCCAUCGGCUCACACAACCAGUUCAUCCCGUUACAGGUGACUAAGAAGCGAGUCUCGGCCAAUAAGAAGAACCAAGAUACCCGAGAGUUCUACAGCGCCGCCCACACCGUUGCCAGGAACCAAUCACAUAAAACCCAAAACCAGGCGUCCGGCCAAUCAGACCAGCCCCACCAACAGCCCGCCAGCAGCAACCCCUCCUCAACCAGUCCCAGCCCAGCAGACGCCGUGCCCAUGACCCCUCCUCGGCAAAACCCCCCAUCGACAGGCCACACCCCCGGCUCAUCCUCCAAGAGGAAGCACAGGAAGCUGGCUGUCAAUUUUGAGGCGGCUAAAGUCUCUGAGUGAUGAGCUGCUGUGUGUGUGUGCGUGUGUAUGUGUGUGUGUGUGUGUGUGUCUAGGAGAGCGCGAGAUAGGCUCAGCUGUAUUAAGGCCUGACUCAGCAUCUCUGAUCAAAACCUCCGUCAUUGUGAAACAUUUUCACGCAACAUUUCAGCGCAGAAAGCAGCUUCAGUCAAAACAUUGGGUCAUAUUUUCAUGUUUUACUAACAGGAACAUUUCCCUCUUUUAAUUACUUGUCAUCUGCCUCUAAUCGCACAGAUUAAACAUGGCAUCUCUUCACCUCUUCGCUUUAGGUCAGGUACACUUGUUCAUCAAAAGUUUGCUCCAUUCUGUUAAAGUGAAACAAACAUUUCACAAACAUUUUCAUGAGGAAGGAAGCAUACAUUUUAUUUCAACUUGUGUUCUUUUUGUGGUAGCUGUGGCUAUAAGUUCUAACAGCAAAGUAAACAUCGCAAGUAUUUGCUAAGAUCGCAGAAUUGGGGAACAUUGCGGAAAAGUGGCUGUUAUCCACUACAUGAAUUGCAUAUAGCCUAAAUUGGGAUCAUAGAGUUUUUUUUCGUAGUGUGACGUGAAAUAAACUUCCAUGAUAGUCGUCACACAGUCUUGUGUGCUGCGUAUUUGAAGACCUAUUGAAGCGAAACACUGCCUUAAAAGUGCAUCGUCUUAAUGAAAUCUGCAUUAUAGUGUCAAUUCUAUUGAGAACCAGUAGCUGCUCACCAGCGCCGUUUUUCCAAAAACAACCCUAAUUUCAGCAGAAAAACCUGUCAUAUGCACAGUAUUUCACAUUUAGACGAGCUAAUUGGCUAAAUUAGCUACGAAUGCACUUAAUGUUCUCAGAUCUUUUUAGCCUUUACAGCCUCCUCAUGUCAGUCUCAGCUCUGCACCUCUUUUCAAAUGUUGCCUUCUGUAUCUGCAGCUGAGAGACAUCACAGUUUUCACAUUGACUUUAGGCACUAGCAUCAUGGCAACAUACACUAAGAAGUAACACUUCUUGAUGUUUGGUAAAAGCUCUUGAUUAAAUCCAGAUCUUUGGUCUCAGGAACGUGUAGCCGUGAUAGAAGCUCUCAUCAUACACGAGUCUCCGAUUUGCUCUGCGGUGGCAACUUGGGCCUGCUUUCCAAACACUUUCCUCUGAACGCUCACACACAUACUUCAUUAUUUACAUGCACGAAUUUUAGAAGACUUGUUUGCAUGCACAGAGGGGUGUUGGUGUAUUAAUAAUGCUUAAAAUCGACCCUCUAUCCCAGCUACACUGAUCAGAGCAUGAAGAACUAAAGCUUACAGUGUCCACAUGUAUCAGGUUUGUUAGGUUUGCAUCAGCGGUGUUAAUACAGCCAACAUAUAUUAACUGUUGUGAUGUUUUGUGAUUGUUUUUUCCCCCCGUCAAGAUAGAAGCUUCACUACCUUUUAUUUCCUUCAGUGACCUUUGACACCCUGCUGCAUUUUUAUACUUUUUUAUGGUUUGUUUAUGGCACCUAAAAAGUAAAAAGGUUUCGGGGGUUAAUUUUCCACUGCAGAGCUGCUUUACACCAGCACGUCAACCAGAGUCAGAUUCCAUCUGCAGUUAUUAGUGUUGCAAUCGCCUUUUGAUUUGUCCUUUUUAUUUUACUUUUUUAAUAUAAUGUGGACCUUGUGAAAAAGUCCUUUCAUUUUAAUGUUGUAGAAUCUGUCAGAAUAUCUGUUAGAGUCCAGAAACCCUUUGCUUCACUGCCAGAUUCAGAGUUUCCAAGCAUCCUGAUUAUCUUCAAGGCUGGAUUUACACAGGUGCAAAUAAUUCAAAUUUUACCCAUUUUAUUUGGUCUGUUCUCCUAUAUAAUGUUUCCCUUAGUGUAUAUUUUUAGGCUACAAACAUUCAAAAAAAUUCUUGUAAAUAUACGGACGCUCACUUGAUUUAUUAGUUCGAAUUUUGUAAAUGAAAAACGACAAUUUCAGUGUUUAUUAAUUGCAGAGGUUUUUUUUUUACGGAACAAGGUUUCGUCUGUGUGUCGACAGCUUGAAUUUAAUGUGGCAGUUGUGUGUAUCUGUAUCAUGUUGUCACACAGUCCUCAGAGACACACACACACACACACAGAUAGGUGAAAUGAAUCGGUUGGAAUCAGAUGAAAAUAUUACAUUUCUGUAUCUGUGUAAAUGCAGCCAAAGAUCAUUAUUAGUUCAAUGUAAUGGUGAAUAACUUAACUCCACUAAAUUAAACAUUAAAGUCUCUGAGAUGCUUUUGGAAAGGUUCCAGCAGGUCUUGGUUGGCGGUUUUCUAAAGCUGUGCGUCUAUUUUAAAUCCUGGCCUUUAUUAUUCUUAUUAUACACAUUUGUACACUUGGACUUAUUUACCCAAGCACACAUACAUACAAAAAUCUGUCCAUUUUAAAGAUUUCUUUUCCUUUACGAGCUAUGGAUUUUAAUCUAUACCCUUUUUAUAGACGCUCUUGGGGUCUUUUCUAAGCAAGCGGAGUAGUCAUAUUGUUUGAAUAAUGUUUGUGGUGAAGCUACAGUGGUGGAAGCAUCUGUAGCGACAAGUAAUGUGUAUUUUACUUUGUCCUUGUUUUGAGGGACGUCAGCCUACAGUAUGUUUUCAAUGUUUUUGUCUUUUUUUUUUUAAGGCUGAUAUCCUCACGCCAAACCCUGGGACUCAAGUCUAUAAGGCUCUGGUGCAAUAAGGGGAGGUUUUUAAAAAAUAAAAAAAAGUGGAAAUUGAAGCACACCUGUUGUAUAUCUGUUUGUUUGUUUUUUUGCAUAUUAAAAGAAGUUGAGAAUUCUCAAUAUGAAGAGAUAAUGACUUGCUGUUUUGAUUCAGGAAUGUGCUGUACAUAUCCAUUGAUUAAAUUGACUUUUUUG
Messenger RNA from Scomber scombrus (Atlantic mackerel), 7995 nucleotides. RefSeq names its product 5'-3' exoribonuclease 1 (gene xrn1). The record is from RefSeq and is a predicted model, not a curated record. Gene Ontology annotation, cellular component: nucleus. Lineage: Eukaryota; Metazoa; Chordata; Actinopteri; Scombriformes; Scombridae. The coding region runs from base 124 to 5169 and encodes 1681 amino acids. Gene Ontology annotation, molecular function: RNA binding; 5'-3' RNA exonuclease activity. Gene Ontology annotation, biological process: nuclear-transcribed mRNA catabolic process; rRNA catabolic process. The transcript is spliced from 40 exons.